AUGUUAUAUUUGAUAAUUUUAAUAUUAUUAACAAAUAUAAUAAAAUCCUUUAAAGUUAUGAAAAUAACUGUACCUGAUACAAGUGGUUUAAAUGUUGUAGAUAAGAACUUUCAGCCAAAAUAUUUUAUAAAAAAUAAAUUACGUUUUGUGACACCCUAUAUUUAUACAUAUAAAUUAUUUUCCAAAAAAAGAUGGAUAGGCAAAAAAAUAUCAGAAGUCUUAGCAUCCGAGUUUUGUGCUUAUGACAUGAAUUACUUUUUAGAAUCAAUAAAAAAAGGAUAUAUAAAAGUAAAUAAUGAAAAUAUUUCAAGUGAUUAUAUCAUUAAAAAUAAUGAUUUUAUUGAGCAUAAAUUAUUAUUAUUUGAAAAACCUGUUUUAUGUAGUAAAAUUAUAAUUUUAUAUGAAGAUGAAAAUUUUAUUUGUGUAUAUAAGCCAUCAAGUUUACCUACCCAUCCUGUUGGUUUCUAUCAGUAUAAUUCACUUCUAAGAAUUAUACAGAAUUAUAUGGCUAUGUCAAAAAAUCAAAUUUUAAAUAAUUCAAAAAUUGAUAAAUUAGAAGAUGUUAUAAAAAUAAAUUUCAAUUUUAAAAAAGCAAAUUUUCAGUAUAACCCUGAAACUCAAACAAAAAGUGAAAAUUCCAAUUCACAGAGUAGCAAUUCUACAGAAAAAUUCGAAGAAAAAAACAUGACUUUAUGCAAUCAACAAGAAAAUGAAAUUUAUAAAGAAGAUAAUCAUACUAUUAAUUUAGAAAAUAAGAUAAAAAAAAAAAAGCAAAACUGGUUAAAUGAAGAAAAUAAUAUCAAUGAAUUAAACAAACCAUUUUCUAAAGAUUUAGAUUCUAACAAAAAUGCAAAUGAUCAUUUGGAUUAUUUGAAAUAUAUAAAAGAUAAACAGACUAGUAUUUUAAAUGACUACUCAUCUGAAAGUGAAAUAAAAAAUUUAUUUAGUAAUAAUUUAAAUAACAAAAAAGAGGAAUUAAAUUAUGAAAAAGAAAGCACAUUAGAUGAUGAAAUGGAUAAGAAAAUAUAUAAUAAAAUUAAUAAGAAAUUAAAUAAAAAAAUUAAAAAUGUAAAUAACAUUGAAAAGGUAGAUAAUAAAAAUAACGAGAACUUAUAUAUUUAUACACUUCAUAGAUUAGAUAAAUUAACUUCAGGUAUUGUUCUUUUUGGAAAAAAUAAAGAAUUUUCUACAUCUUUUUCUGAAAAUUUAUCAAAUAAUAAAAUUAAAAAAACAUAUAUAGCAAGAGUUGAUGGAGACUUUAGAAAACUAAUUAGAAAACUUUUAGAUGAAAACAAGGUCAUAAAUAAUAUUUCAAGUAUAAAUUUAAAUGAUUUGAUGGAGCAAUAUUGCAAUAAUUGCAAAAAUGAUAGCUCUUUAAAAUAUAAUGAUGGUGAUUCUUUUAAAAAUGAUAUAUUUUUGUAUGAAAACAAUUACAAAAAACAAGAUUUUCAAAGAGAAGUAAAUAUAAAUAAAUUAAUAGACUGUAUAAAAGAGAAUAAUAAUGACUUAAAAGAUUGUUUUGAUGUAAGUAAAUAUGAAGAAGAAAGUUUUUUUGAUGAUAUUAGUUUUCAAAACACAUCUAAUGAUGAAACUAAUAAAUUAGAAAUGUAUCAUAAAUAUUUUGUCAUAGAUUUUGGAUAUAUGUAUUGUGAAAGUAAGAAAUUAUUAAAAUAUGUUUUUACAAAAUAUACAAACUCCAAUUAUAAAGAUUUUUGUGAAUAUUCUCUAAAACCAAGUAUUACUAGAUUUAUGUUUUUAUCAUAUAAUUCUCAGAUUAAUGAAUCAAUUAUAUUGUGUCAACCAAUAACGGGAAGAACCCAUCAAAUAAGAGCUCAUUUAAAUAGUUUAUCAUUCCCUAUAUCUAAUGAUUCACAUUACAAUAGAAAAUUUGAAGAAGAAUAUAUUAAGAAAUCCAAUUAUUUAUAUUUCGAUGCUGAUACUAACGAUAAUAAAACUUAUGAAGAAUAUAAUAGAGAACAUGAAAUUAAUAAAAAUUUAACAUUAUCUGAAAAAUAUGAAUAUUUUCCUCUUAUUCCAUUUUUAAAUAAGUCCUUUAAUUGGCUUUACGACGAAAAUAUAAAUUUAAAUAGUGAAUAUAAUGAAGAAUAUAUAAAUAAAUAUUUUUUUAAAAAUAUUAGUAACGUUACUUAUCAUAGCUCAGGAAUAUUUCUGCAUUCUUUCAGAUAUACAUGGGAGAACAUGAUUGAUGUUUUUACUCUUCUACCUAAAUGGUGUUAUUUAUUUUAUAUACCGAAGAAUAUUUUGACAUUCCUGAUAUAUGGAAAUUUAUCAUAG
Molecule: messenger RNA, 2295 nt
Organism: Plasmodium relictum
Lineage: Eukaryota; Apicomplexa; Aconoidasida; Haemosporida; Plasmodiidae
Product: pseudouridylate synthase, putative
Exons: 1
Coding region: 1-2295 (764 amino acids)
Biological process (GO): pseudouridine synthesis
Molecular function (GO): RNA binding; pseudouridine synthase activity
Source: RefSeq, a predicted model, not a curated record